Doryrhamphus excisus (bluestripe pipefish) is the source of this 544-nucleotide messenger RNA. NCBI's taxonomy places the organism in Eukaryota, Metazoa, Chordata, Actinopteri, Syngnathiformes, Syngnathidae. The record is from RefSeq and is a predicted model, not a curated record.
AUGUCACAUGACUUUUUAGAUGCAGACAUUGAGUCAGACGAGGAGAACCAUCAACAACAUGGACAUCAUCCUUCCCGGGCGAACAUCCAGAGUCCGACUUCCAGCUGGUAUAUCGGACGUAGACCUCGAACCGCCUUCACUAAUCACCAAGUGAAUGUUCUGGAAGCUGUGUUUCACGUCAACUGUUAUCCAGGCAUCCAGCUUAGGGAACAUCUGGCUGGGAGACUGGAUCUGGAUGAGGACCGCAUACAGAUAUGGUUCCAGAACCGGCGGGCCAAACUAAAACGAUCCCUCAGAGAGAGUAGACUGAGGAUGGUACAGUCGGCCGUUGCUGACCUCAGGAUGAAGGUCAUGGGUCAGUUGAGGAGCGAUGAUCUGCAAGUGGAGGAUGAGAAGGAAUGAGAGUGAAAAUAAGAAAGGGGCGGGCUCAUAUUAGACUCAUGGCUUGUCAAUCACAGGACUCAGUGACAUUCACAUUGUUGUCCUAGCUAACUAAAAUACACCAUUUGUAUUGUUGUAAAAUUGUUAUGUUGCCAUGAUUAAA